This is a messenger RNA of Oldenlandia corymbosa var. corymbosa, 1773 nucleotides long. The record is from the annotation of a GenBank genome assembly. Lineage: Eukaryota; Viridiplantae; Streptophyta; Magnoliopsida; Gentianales; Rubiaceae.
UACCAACCUUGAUGAAAGGAUCCAUGGCUUCUGAAAAAGGCCAUCUCUUGAUGUUCCCGUGGUUAGCGUUUGGCCACCUUCUGCCGUUCCUUGAGUUCUCCAAAAAAUUAGCAGCCAAAGGUGUGAAAGUGUCCUUUGUUUCUACACCAAAAAACCUCAGGCGAUUGCCUUCCAUACCUUCCGACUUGUCAGAAAAAAUAAAGCUUCUGGAGGUCCCCUUGCCAUCAGUUGAUGGACUGCCGGAAAACUCUGAGUCCACCAUUGACAUUCAACCGGAGCAAACACAGUACUUGAAGAAGGCAUACGACGGGUUAGCAGGACCCAUGGAGAAGCUCCUGCAGAAUGAAAUGCCAGACUUGAUACUGGUAGACUUCUUAGCUCAUUGGGUUCCAGAAAUUGCCACUAAGGUUGGUGUACCAGUGGCCUUUUUUAGUGCUUAUACAGCUGCAACGUUAGCUUUCUUAGGACCACCUGGUGAGCUUAUCUCUGGAACACAACGUAAAGGUCCAGAACAGUUCACAAGACCACCAGAUUGGUUCACUUUUCCUUCUCUUGUAGCCCACAGUCCUCAUUAUGCGCCAACAGCAUUCCAAAAUCUGCACAUUCCAGACAAAUCAGGUCUGUCUAGUGGCCAACGUAUUGCUAAAGUUGUUCAAGGAUGCAGCUUCAUUGCACUGAAAAGCUGCAAGGAAUUUGAAGCAGAAUACAUACACCUUCUCGAGGAACUGUAUCAACGGCCUGUUAUACCAGUUGGUGUUCUCCCACCAGUGCCUACAGGAAAUAAGGACCACACAAAGUCCAAUACAAGGUGGUCUAAAACCUUUGAAUGGUUGGAUCGACAGAAACCCAAGUCGGUAUUAUUUGUCGGCUUUGGGAGCGAAUACAAGAUGCCAACUGCGCAAAUUCAGGAAUUGGCUCAUGCAAUUGAGCUUUCAGGGCUACCUUUCAUAUGGAUUUUAAGAACACCAGAGGGAGCAGAAAACCUAAACUUACUGCUUUCUGACUUUCCUGCUCGAACCUCAAAACAAGGGAUGGUUUGUCCAGGUUGGGCACCUCAAAUGGAAAUACUUGCACAUUCUGCCAUAGGUGGAUGCCUCUUCCAUUCUGGUUGGGGAUCUAUAAUUGAGUGCCUUGGAUUUGGACAUCCACUUGUUCUCAUGCCAAUGGUAUACGAUCAGACGCUCAAUGCAAAGCUGUUAACAGAAAAGGGAGUAGGUUACGAGGUCCCAAGAAAUCUAGAUGGUUCGUUCAAUAGGAAACAUGUUGCUGAUGCAAUGAGGCUGGUAAUGGUGGAACCACAGGGAGAAGAAAUAAGGUCCAAGGCAACUCAGAUGCAAACAAUUUUCGGCAACCAAGAUCUUCAUGAUAGCUACAUCAAUGAGUUCAUUCAGCACCUCAGAGAACUCCAAGUUCUCAAGACAACGUAAAUGUCAGUCAAGCUCCUGAAGAAUACAACUUUCAUGCAGGCAGUAACAUGAGUACAUCAACUGUGGUGCACAUUUGGUGUAUGCAAUAAGAUGAUAAACACGUCUAAUUUGAACCAACAACUGCGAGGAGCAGAUAAAGCUUUCUCAUGGGCAAGCUGAUUACAAAUUUCACAAACUGAAUAUGCUUCUUUUCCAAGCUACAUUGAUCUUAGAAGAUAAUAAUGCAACACAUUCUGAAACUCUUGAAUAACUGUAAAUGAUAGAAUAUAGUUGUCACAUGACGCUGAGAGUUAUUCAAAGAAAUCACUCAAACUUAAGCAUCUACAGAAGUUAUCCUUUCACCCAG